AUGUUGUUGAAAGGCCUGGGUGUAGCUGCUGUUCUGCUGCUGCUGCUCUGUGUCCAGUCUCUGCAUGGCUCUGCUCUUCCUGCUGUAUCCUCCUAUGAGUUCACUGCCUACAGGAUGCAACAGUACAACUUAGCACAACAGAAGCAUGGUUGCCGUGGAGCCAUUGUGGUGGCGGAGGCACGGUCAGCCGACGAGCCGGUGCUGACCCGCCGCUGUGUCAUCAUGAAGGUCCCGGACUUCACCACAGAGAAAUACCUGCAGGCCCAGAAACAGAAUGCUGCUGCCAUAUUGAUCCUACUGCCCAAAAACAUCUCCAGUAUCCCUCAUGAAACUGUACAGUCCUUCAUGGUGAGUGAGAGCGAGACUUUGCUGAAGGAGACCCUCAUGCCUGUGUAUGUGGCACCUGAGGAUGAACAGCUGCUUUACAUGUAUGAGGAGGUCAAGCAGGCCGCAGCCACCAGAACAUCAUCUAUAAUAGUCAGAGUUCUUCGAAGCAUGGUCACAGCUACAGCCUUUCAGAUAUUAGUGAGCAACAACGUCCCUAUCAAGGCCAUCACUGACAGCUCUAUAGCCACGCUGGAGGGAGUGCUUCCAGGAGAAGGGGAGGAUGUACCCACAAUUGUCAUCACCGCCCACUAUGAUUCAUUUGGGCUGGCCCCGUGGGUGUCUUAUGGAGCAGACUCUAACGGCAGUGGUGUCACCAUCCUGCUAGAGUUGGCACGCCUUUUCCAGAAGCUUUAUAGCAGUACAAGAACCAGACCGCCAUAUCAUUUAAUGUUCUCCUUGACUGGAGGAGGAAAAUACAACUUCCUUGGCACAAAGAGAUGGAUUGAAGAGAAUCUGGACCAUGCAGAGUCCAGCCUGCUUCAUGACAAUGUGGCAUUUGUUCUAUGUUUGGAUACGCUGGCCAACGCUGAUGAGCUGUACAUGCAUGUGUCCCGCCCUCCUAAACCCCAAACUCCCAUGCACUCCUUCAUUCAACACUUGGAGGAGGUAGUUUCCUCCAGAUUUCCCUGGGUGAAGGUGGGUUUGGUCCAUAAGAAGAUCAAUCUUGUGGAGUCCACGGUAGCCUGGGAGCAUGAGCGCUACAGUCUGCGCAGGAUCCCUGGUUUCACUCUGUCUCAUCUGGAGGACCCCAAGUCUGAGCUCCGUGGCUCCAUACUGGACACACUGUCACAGGUGGAUUUCAGGAAACUGAAGCGUAAUGGCAUCAUCAUAGCAGAGGCACUGGCACGGUAUAUGUACAAUCUCUCUGACAAGGGUUCACCAAAAGAUGUGCAAGUUUUUAAAGGCCAAAUGGACUUUCAGGACAGUCGCAUGUCUAGUCUGAUGUCCUUCCUGACGUCCGUCCCCCGGGCAACCCAGCUGUUGGACAAGGAGCCUAGUCACAUCCUGCUGGUCAACUCACUGGAGCACGAAUUUAAACGUUACCUACAGCAAGUCCACAGACACAAUUUUCGACAGGACAAGAGGGACCCGGAUAUUACCUUUUUUGAUCAAAUGGACCAACCAGUAGUGAUGUAUAGAGUGAAACCUGCAGCCUUUGAUCUUUUCCUUGGUGGCUGCAUCGCAGCUUAUUUGGGGAUCGUUUACUAUGCAAUUCAGAAUUUUGGCUUUUUCUACACAAAACUGAAAGCAGCAGUGAAGUCCAAGCGCCAGUAAAUCCUGUAAGACUACGAAUACUGAGUCUGUGACGGCGGCUUUGAAGUCUGCGCCGCACAUGUUGGACUUCUGCUUCA
Molecule: messenger RNA, 1739 nt
Organism: Toxotes jaculatrix (banded archerfish)
Lineage: Eukaryota; Metazoa; Chordata; Actinopteri; Toxotidae
Exons: 15
Coding region: 1-1662 (553 amino acids)
Biological process (GO): regulation of signal transduction
Cellular component (GO): endoplasmic reticulum membrane
Source: RefSeq, a predicted model, not a curated record